Molecule: messenger RNA, 1539 nt
Organism: Lepisosteus oculatus (spotted gar)
Lineage: Eukaryota; Metazoa; Chordata; Actinopteri; Semionotiformes; Lepisosteidae
Source: RefSeq, a predicted model, not a curated record
AUAACAAAAAAAAUUAUAGCAUUUUAAGGUGUAAUGAAAGACUGCAUUUAAUUGCAAUCAGUAAUUUAUAACAUUUGUUGUCCAGCAUAUUCUCCGGCCAUGCCUCUAAAUGGUGGAAUAAGUUACUUGUAAAAAUGGGAACUGUUCAAUCCCUGACUGUCUUUCGUCCACAUGGGUGGCCCUGCCAGCUCUCUUACAGCUACAGAGUGUAGACAGCGAGGUGAAGUGAGUUUACACCCAUACAGCCAUUACAGGGAUUCUGGCAGGGAAAUACGAUUGGAGUGCCAACUGUCCAAUUUAAAAAUGUCUGGUAAACAUUGUGGCUUUAACUUUAGGACGUUGAAAUCACUGACUUCAUGGCUUUCAGUUUGAUUUUCAUUUUCUUUUGCUGAAAGCUUUGACCACUGGUGAAGGCAGAAUGACCAAAUCUGCCAAAUCUUUAUGUGGUGCUUUCCACUUCAGUACCACAUGACUGUUCUACUUUGUGUCCUGCUACAGUCCUCUCUAAAAAAUAAACAGUACCUUCCCCCACCAAAACAAGUAAUGAUAAUAGUGAAAGAAACUCUCCACUUUCUGCACUAUAAAUCUUAUUUUUCUGAAAUAGAUGGAGCUCUUGCAUGAUUGUGUGUAUUAUUCAGGAUUAAAAAUUAUAUAUCUUGUUCUUACAUUAAAUUCUAGACCUGAGGUAAGAUGGGAUGAGCUACUAAAGUGUCAUGGUACCGAUAAUAUUGCAAUAUUAUUUCUGAGAAUUGCCUGUCACUUCCUGUGUUGCAUUUGUAGUCAAAGUUGUACAGCAUCAGCACUGCUCAGACGCAUCUGGUGUGGAGUGCUAUACACUACAUACAGAGAAUACCAGACUAUUUAUUCAGCUGCUAGCAUGGUUCUCCAUCGAUAUGGGAUCCGAUCAGCAUUAGGCUUUGUGUACUUUUUCCUCAUUACCUAUGGUGAAGCAGCGAGAGACAGAAGAAUCCAGCUAAAGAGCCUAAAACUAGCAAAAUUAAUGAAGAAGGAUUCUGAACAGCUCCUGAAAACCUAUGCAUUCAAACAAGGAGAUAUCUACCGGAUAUGCACCCUAGUGCAGUUGAAGGUGGUCCCGGAUGUUGGAAUCACUGGUAAAGAGCCUGUUGAAAGGAUGCAGAGUAUAUACACAUCUCUGAUACACUUCAAAGGGCUGUUUGACACAAUCUCUGAACAGCAACGGGAUUUGCUGUACCCUGCUGACGACACACUGCACAGUAUGCUCAUCGAGGCUCAGAGCCGCAUCAAAGAUCUUGCCAAUAACUUGCUGAUGACCUUCCCAAAACUGUCUGUUGUCAAAGGACAGGAGAGUUCUCCUCUGGCCAACGGCAACUAUUUCCAGCAGAAGUUGUUUGGCUGCAGUGUCUUGAAGAAAUAUACUGAAUUCCUUUCUCAGGUAGUGAAAGAAUUAAGUGACUUUGGCACCAAAACACCAGAGUGAAAUUGAGAAUAAUAAUAAUAAUAAUAAUUGCUUAAACUUAUAUUUAUAUUCUGGACCCUCCACUCAAAGCACUUUACAGG